GACCAGCUGCGGAACUCACGUCUUCAGAGGCUCCCGAACAACCAAGCGAGGUGAAUGUAUCACGUUUUGUUGCGUUGACUCGCGCGAAAAUCGUGACACCGUAUAUCUUCCCGUCUGGGAGGGACAGACGCCCGUGAAAGAGGAGGAUCGUGAGUCAGGCGGUGUCGAUCAUCGAUUUCCUCGACAGCACUUUCGUCGUCAUCGUUUCCAUGCAUCGUCCAAGCACGCGGCCGAGUACGCGCCGACUCGAGGGGCACCACCAGACAUUUAUGUAGUGCUGAGUAUCGCCGUCUCGGAGUUUCGCACACUCGUUCGCGCAUCACCUGGCCGGAAACCUCCCUCGGAGAAGUACGGCGUGUCAUCGUUGAGAAGCGGAGGAUUCGCGACGUAUUCAGCUCGGAGCGGAAAUAGAACCGCGCGAUGGAUCAAAAACGCGUGUACAAGCUUGUGCUGACCGGAGGACCGUGCGGCGGCAAAACGACCGGGCAGACCAGGCUGUGCACCUUCUUCGAGAACAUGGGCUGGAAGGUGUUCCGUGUCCCCGAGACAGCGACCGUGCUGCUCAGCGGCGGCAUCAAGUUUUCAGACCUGAACGCCGAAGAGGCAUUCAAAUUUCAAGAGAAUCUCCUGCGCACGAUGAUACAAAUAGAGAACACUUUUUUCCAAUUAGGUGAGAGCUGCUCGAGGAAUUGCCUGAUUAUCUGUGAUCGUGGCGCGAUGGACGCCUCCGCUUUCAUCUCGAAAGACAAGUGGGAACUGAUGAUGGCUUCCAAUGGCUGGAACAACGUUGAGCUGCGAGACAACAGGUACAAUCAAAUAAUCCACAUGGUCUCCGCGGCGAACGGGGCCGAGGACUUCUACUCGACGGACGAGCACGUGUGCCGCUCGGAGGGCGUCGAGCUCGCCCGCGAGCUGGAUUACAAGGCCGCGGCCGCCUGGGUCGGCCAUCCGUACUUCGACGUGAUCGACAACUCGCAGGACUUCGAGACCAAGAUCUGCCGGAUGAUCGAGUGCGUGUGCCAGAAGCUGGGCAUCGACACGGGCGAUCGAUUGCGCGCCAGCAGCCGCAAGGUUAAGUUCCUCGUGAAGGCGCCGCUGCCGGCGGACAGUGAGUUCCCGCCCUUCCAAGACUUCGACGUCGUGCACAACUAUCUCCAAAGUAACAAUCCCAAGAUGCAGGCGCGCCUACGCAAACGCGGCCAGAAAGGUCACUGGUCGUACAUCCACACGAUUCGUCGGCCGAAGAUAUGCGGCCAGGUGAUCGAGGUGAAAACUCAAUUGACGCAUCGGGACUACUUGAACAUGCUGGCCCAGCGUGACGACUCGCACUUCACCAUCUUCAAACGUCGUCGGUGCUUUCUCAUCAACAAUCAGUAUUUCCAGUUAGAUAUUUAUAGAGAACCGGCGCAUCCCAGAUGUCACGGCUUGAUGCUGCUCGAGACGUAUACGGCGUUGACUGGCAACGAGCUGAAGAACAUCCUGCCGCAGUUUCUGAUAAUCGAGAAGGAGGUUACCGGCAACCCGGACUACAGCAUGUUCAAUUUGAGUUUGCGCGAGGAGUGGAACAGCACUAAUAAAUACUGCCAUAAUUUAAACGCUGCAAUGCAAUCCCCAGAGAGUACAGGUUUCAAUAUUUCGAUUUCAAAGGGUCUAAUAGCUGAGAAACAAAGCAACGGGCUCGACAGCAAAGCCAGCGUCGCGUUGGGUCCGGCCGUGAAUGGCCAGCAAACGAUCGGCAACAAGAGCAUGAAUGGCGCCCAGAACGGUCUAACGAACGGUAAGGCGACAUUCGCCGAGCGAUGUAACGUAAACGGCGAUAGCCAAGAGCUGAAAUUUUGCAAUAUCGGUCCGACCUCGAGACUGGAUGAGAGUUUAUGAGAAUCCGCGGAAGAAUGAAGUAGAACGUGUGUAAUGUUGAGACACCUGCGAGAAGCUAGGAAUAAAGUUUAUUGAAAAAUCCACUCGCAUAAUCCCGAAUUGUAGCGCAGACCUAACGAUAUCAGUAUAUCGGCACGGAUUAUCCGAGUUAAGUGUCGAAUAGACGGCAAAACUAUCGAUAGAUCUCUGAAAUUUCACAUGAAUAACAAUAUAUUUUUUAAUCGGGUGUGCGUGUUGUACUUAAGAAAUCUUUAUAUAGAAUCCUACGGCCAGUUUCGUCAACGAUCCAGCUUAGACCAAAAAAAAUCCAGCGCACUUGACAAGUUUUUUACAAAAAUACAGCAAAAUUUUCUUCACGGAGAAUCAAUCUCUCGCACACUAAGGAGAUUUUUGAACAAUAAACUUUUUACUCUAAAUAUUUUUUCUCACGACUUGAACUCUACGAAAGAAUCUAAUAAGGAAAAAAAAAGAGCGGAAAUACCGACCGGUUGGAGUUGUCGGAUUCGUUGAACGUUGGUGAAACGAGGCUCUAGCGAAUUUUUGAUUAGAGCUCCACUUAAUAAACGAUGUCUAUUGUCGUACUGAGUAUUUGUAUUUGUACACUUCGCUUUACUUUACUCUAGUUUAUUCUACAUAUAACGUCAUACUUCAAGUAUUGUCCGUCAACUCUUGAAAGUUCAAGAGAGCGAUUGUGAUAGAGAGAUGCGCAUAACGCAUGUUAUGAAACUCAAGCAAAUCGAGAAAGAGAGAGAGAGAGAGAGAGAGAGAGAGAGAGAGAGAGAGAGA
Linepithema humile (Argentine ant) is the source of this 2664-nucleotide messenger RNA. It is a transcript of the gene Ttd14, whose product is annotated as TRPL translocation defect 14. Gene Ontology annotation, molecular function: phosphatidylinositol binding; GTP binding; phosphatidic acid binding. NCBI's taxonomy places the organism in Eukaryota, Metazoa, Arthropoda, Insecta, Hymenoptera, Formicidae. The record is from RefSeq and is a predicted model, not a curated record. Gene Ontology annotation, biological process: photoreceptor cell maintenance.